UUGACAGCCAUCGCGCGCCAAUCAACACUCUGAUAUGAAUUCAACUGUCGGUUUGUUACUCGCUUUAUUGACGUUGUUUGAAACAUCGAUAGCCAGCAAUGAAUAUCCAAACAAAUUCCAUAGCAUCUACGGAUGCAAACAGAUCAACGCGGUAAACAAUUACAAUCACCCCGUGGAAUACAUUCCAAUGCAAAGUUUUGAGAACACCGGUGCUGGAGUCAACUCAACUUUCUAUAGGAUAGGAAUUUUCGGCAAAAGUGAUGCAAUUAUUCGUUUCUCCAAGGUUCCAAUGCCGUACAAUAAGGAUAUUGUGCACGAGAUUGUCAUCGGAGCCGGACUAAAUCUCUUCACCGAGAUUCGACGACAAACUAGAUUCAACGUUUUGUUAUUCACCAACCACGUGUUGAAGAAGGUACCAACCCCAAAGGUGCUUUCCGAAGUGGAACCAUUCGUGCUGUUGGUGGAGUUUUUUCAGGAUGGAACAGUCCGGUUGACUAGAGAUGGCGAAAUGGAACCGUUUUUGGAAUUUUCAGAUCCUAAAGCGGAAAUCAGCUACAACUACAUUGGAUUUUCCAACUGGCUAUCGAAAAUGAUAUAUUUCUUCGAUUGUCCAGUUUACAAUUUCGAUAUAAGGCUAGGAGAUUUAAAUUUAUAAACGUGCUGUGCAGAAAGUCGAACUGCUUUCCGCAAUGAUUGAAACUUUAAUACUCAAAUAAAACCAGUUUGAUAUGAUUAACUGAUUAAUUCCUAAAAAUCAACCAAAGAGCCCAUGCAUUCAUAUGAAAGUAAAACCGAAGGACAAUGUGUUUUUCUUUAUUAUAGAGGUUUUCGAAGCAAAUAAAAAUGGAGCAGAAAAGUUUUUCCACACUAUGGAAAAUAUAUCUCCAUUUUAUGGACGGGAACGAUUUCACCAAAUAAUAUCGUAUCUCACUGACGCUGAUUGAACAGUCACAUUUAUU
Molecule: messenger RNA, 959 nt
Organism: Ochlerotatus camptorhynchus
Lineage: Eukaryota; Metazoa; Arthropoda; Insecta; Diptera; Culicidae
Exons: 2
Coding region: 35-655 (206 amino acids)
Source: RefSeq, a predicted model, not a curated record